GAGUAGACCCUGACGUUUAGCUAAUUUUCGACCAUAGUUUUGGUCUGUAUUCCACCAAACGAAUAAAAAUCCCACGUCGCAAUUAGAGGAUGGAUCAAUUAUGGGUUUUGUCACAAUGGUGAAGGACAACAAUAUCUCCACAUCAGAUAACCACAAAGUCCCAAAAUAAUAUUUGAAUAUUUUUCCACGCAAAUUAGAAUAAUAAUAUAUUAUCUUCUUAACCAUUCUAAUAAUACCAAUAUUGAUAAUUCUUUUUUUCUCUUGUGAAAAUAAAAUAUAAAACGUUGGCAUGUGCUUAUCCAGAAUCCCUCAGUUUCCUCACUCGUCAGAUUUCAGAACUAUCAAGUGUUAAAAGUCGGAAACUGCUAAAAUACAGAGAGAGAGUGAGAGAGAGAGAGAGAUGGGUAAGGGAGGACAGUCUCAUGGUGAAAUCAAAGAUGGAGAAGAAAACAUGGCUGCCUGGCUUCUUGGUGUAAACAAUCUCAAGAUUCAACCGUUCACUCUCCCACCUCUUGGACCUAAUGAUGUUAGAGUAAGGAUGAAAGCUGUUGGCAUAUGUGGUAGUGAUGUUCACUUUCUCAAGGCCAUGAGAUUAGCAGAUUUCAUUGUUAAAGAGCCCAUGGUGCUCGGCCAUGAGUGCGCCGGGAUCAUAGAAGAAGUUGGGAGUGGAGUGAGUACACUUGUGCCCGGUGACCGUGUUGCACUUGAGCCUGGAAUCAGUUGCUGGAGGUGUAACCUUUGCAUAGAAGGUCGAUACAAUCUAUGCCCAGAGAUGAAGUUUUUUGCAACCCCACCUGUUCAUGGUUCUCUUGCCAAUCAGGUAGUUCAUCCAGCAGACCUAUGCUUUAAGCUGCCAGAGAAUGUCAGCUUGGAAGAAGGGGCAAUGUGUGAACCCUUAAGUGUGGGUGUCCAUGCUUGUCGCCGAGCCAAUAUCGGUCCAGAGACAAAUGUUUUGAUCAUGGGAGCUGGACCAAUUGGCCUAGUCACAAUGCUCGCUGCCCGUGCUUUCGGGACUCCCAGAAUUGUUAUUGUCGAUGUGGAUGACCAUCGUUUAUCAGUUGCCAAGAAUCUUGGUGCAGAUGAAACUGUCAAAGUUUCAACAAAUGUUCAGGAUAUAGGUGAAGAAGUGGCUCAGAUACAUAAAGCCAUGAUCGGUGGAGUGGAUGUUUCUUUUGAUUGUGUAGGCUUUAGCAAAACCAUGUCAACAGCCAUGAGGGCCACUCGUGCAGGCGGCAAAGUGUGCCUUGUGGGAAUGGGCCACACUGAGAUGACUGUUCCACUCACUCCAGCUGCUGCAAGGGAAGUUGAUAUUAUUGGUAUUUUUCGGUACAAGAACACAUGGCCACUAUGCCUGGAGUUUUUAAGGAGUGGUAAGAUUGAUGUGAAGCCCCUUAUAACUCACCGGUUUGGAUUUUCUCAGAGAGAGGUGGAAGAAGCUUUUGAAACUAGUGCUCGUGGUGGUACUGCCAUUAAAGUCAUGUUUAAUCUGUAGUUGUUAUAUACUUGAAUAAGCAGUAAUAUUUCUUGCAUAUUUCAACCAAGUAGGCUGCUCUUAAUCUAGUGAUCCUUCUCACUUGUGUCUACUACUGAUACAAAUAAUAAAAUUGCCUACUUUUUUGUUUUUA
Cannabis sativa is the source of this 1625-nucleotide messenger RNA. Its product is annotated as sorbitol dehydrogenase. The record is from RefSeq and is a predicted model, not a curated record. The transcript is spliced from 6 exons. The coding region runs from base 401 to 1492 and encodes 363 amino acids. Gene Ontology annotation, molecular function: zinc ion binding; oxidoreductase activity, acting on the CH-OH group of donors, NAD or NADP as acceptor. NCBI's taxonomy places the organism in Eukaryota, Viridiplantae, Streptophyta, Magnoliopsida, Rosales, Cannabaceae.